This is a messenger RNA of Cuscuta europaea, 1927 nucleotides long. NCBI's taxonomy places the organism in Eukaryota, Viridiplantae, Streptophyta, Magnoliopsida, Solanales, Convolvulaceae. The record is from the annotation of a GenBank genome assembly.
GCACUAUUAAAAAGAAUUGUCCUCAAAAGUAAUGAUUGAGCUGGAGAACACAAGAUGACAAGCUCCUGAUAUAACUUGCACUUUUAGAACUACACGCACAAAAACAAGUCAUUCAGGAAAUGAACACAUUAUCAUCUUUAUCUCUUCUCUCUAUCAUAUUCAUCUUUUCUAUUUUCUCAACACUGGGAGAAUCAAAGGCAAGCUAUUUCCCAGGAAGCUACAAAGCUUCAGUAGUGAAGAAACAAGCCCAACCUUCUCACCCAAAGUUGCCAUAUGAAGUCAAGUACUUCCCCCAAACUCUUGACCACUUCACUUUUCUACCCAGAGGCUACAAAAUCUUCUACCAGAAGUACCUCAUCAACAAGGACUAUUGGCAUAAGGGAGCCCCAAUCUUUGUGUACACUGGAAAUGAAGGAGAUAUUGAUUGGUUUGCUGGAAAUACUGGUUUCUUGCUUGAUAUUGCUCCAAAGUUUCAUGCUCUUCUAGUCUUUAUUGAACAUAGAUAUUAUGGAGAAUCAAUGCCAUUUGGGAAAAAAUCAUACAAGUCAGCAGAGACACUUGGGUACUUGAACUCACAGCAGGCCUUGGCUGAUUAUGCAAUUCUUAUAAGGAGUUUGAAGCAGAAUCUGUCCUCAGAAGCUUCUCCUGUUGUGGUGUUUGGUGGCUCCUAUGGCGGAAUGUUGGCUGCUUGGUUCAGACUCAAAUACCCACAUGUAGCAAUAGGUGCAUUGGCAUCUUCAGCACCAAUAUUGCAGUUUGAUAACAUCACUCCAUGGUCAAGCUUCUAUGAUGCAGUUUCUCAGGACUUCAAGGACGCAAGCUUGAAUUGUUAUGAAGUGAUAAAAGGAAGUUGGUCAGAGUUAGCUAGUCUUUCAGCAUCUGAGGUCACAAAGAUUUUCAAACCUUGCAAGAGCUUGAAACAUUUGACUUCAGCUGGGGAUUGGCUUUCAACAGCAUUUGUGUAUACAACUAUGGUGAACUAUCCAACUGAGGCCAAUUUUAUGAAGCCAUUACCUGCAUACCCAGUGGAAAAGAUGUGCAGGAUAAUUGAUAGCUUUUCAACCAAAGUUUCAAAGGUUGUUAAGGCAUUUGCUGCUGCAAGUUUAUACUACAAUUACACUGGAACAGAAGAAUGUUUCCACAUAGAAGAUGAAUCUGAUGAUCAUGGUCUCAGUGGUUGGGGCUGGCAGGCAUGUACAGAAAUGGUUAUGCCAAUGAUAACAUCAAACGAGAGCAUGUUCCCCCCAUCCUCUUAUAGCUAUACGGACACCGAGCGCUACUGUGCGAUGCAGUACGGUGUGAAGCCCCGACCGCAUUGGGCCGUCACUGAAUUCGGGGGCAAUGGGAUUGAGAAUGUCUUAAAGAAAUUUGGGAGCAAUAUCAUUUUCUCUAAUGGAAUGCAGGAUCCGUGGAGUAGAGGGAGUGUUCUGAAAAACAUAUCGGAUAGCAUUGUGGCUUUGGUGACUGAGAAAGGAGCACAUCAUGCUGAUUUUAGGCAUGCUACUAAGGAUGACCCGGACUGGCUCAUCAACCAAAGAGAAAAAGAGAUUGAAAUUCUUCACAAAUGGAUUGGGGAGUAUUACAAUGGAUAUCUAGGCCAACAUUAAGAGCAAAAUACCAUUUUCAUAGCUCUUUUUAAUAAUUAAAUUACAUUAUAAAUUCGUUUGUGAUCUCUCAGAAAUGAACUGCUUAAUUGUUUCAAUUGCAGCAAUACUGUCAUCCUCAUAAUCUGGUCAAUCCAUAACCUGUAAUGAGGAACCAAAUCAGAGUAAAAAGAGAUGAAAUGUUUGGCAAAUGUUGUAUUUCUCUGAGAAUAAGGCUUUGUUUGGUAGCCUUAUCUUGCUAUUUCUGCGUAUGAAUUUUUUCUAGUAUAAAAAAUAUCAGCAAAAAUGAAAAGCUUUGAAACGAGCAACUAAGAUACUCUAAU